This is a messenger RNA of Folsomia candida, 785 nucleotides long. Its product is annotated as glutathione S-transferase 1. NCBI's taxonomy places the organism in Eukaryota, Metazoa, Arthropoda, Collembola, Entomobryomorpha, Isotomidae. Bases 89 to 724 code for a protein of 211 amino acids. Gene Ontology annotation, biological process: glutathione metabolic process. The record is from RefSeq and is a predicted model, not a curated record. The transcript has 3 exons. Gene Ontology annotation, molecular function: glutathione transferase activity.
CACAUUUAUUCCCCAGUCUUACUCGACACUUUCAUUCAGCUGGAUUUAGAUCCUCCUCAAAAUUCCCGAACUUCAACCCAAUUACGAAAUGACUUACAAAAUAAUAUAUUUUGGAAUAAAAGGCAGAGCUGAAGCAUUCCGGUUGAUAUUUUCUGCUCUCGAUGUCAAAUAUGAGGACGUCAUUAUUAAAUCGGCCGACUGGCCCGGAUACAAGCCGGGCACGCCAUGGGGUCAACUCCCAAUUUUGGAGGUGGAUGGACAACAGCUCGCACAGACUUCCACAAUUUGUCGCUACCUCGGUCACACUUUCAAUCUUUGUGGCGAAACUGCAUGGGAAGAUGCAAAAUGUGAUGAGUAUGUGGACGCCACUAACGAUUUGAUUGAGGAAUGGAUCGGAUUUAAAUUUCUGGAACCUGACGAGGCGCGAAAGGUUGAAAGAAAGGCUAAAUUCGUUUCAACUCUGAUUCCAAACUGCCUCGCGAAAUUGGAAGUUAUCAAAGAAAAGAAUGGUGGGGAUUUUCUCGUUGGGAAAAAGCUUACCUGGGCUGAUAUCAAUGUUGCUGAUAAGCUCGCGAUGUUGGAAGGAGAUAUCGACUCUACAAUUCUUGAGGGAUAUCCGAACCUCAAGAUGUUCAAAAAUGCGGUGUUUUCUAUCCCCAGAAUUAAAGCGUAUAUUGAAAAGUCGGGAUAUACUUAUGUCAAUAUGGACCCGGGAUUGGGAUAAUGUUGUUUUGUGUUACGUGGAAAAUAAAUUGAUAAUGUGCAUAACCAUAAAAUAUAUCCAA